UCAUCAGCGCGCGGCCAUGGCUGUUGCCUGGGUAACGGGGCCAUGGCGCUCAGAUGGCUCUCUGUACGGUCCCUGGGCCAGAGGGGAGCUGAUCACUGGAGAUCUCUGUGUCGUGUAAUGGCCAGGGGACUUUGCGAAGCUCUAAUUUACCACAAGCAUGGCGACCCUCUCCGUGUUAUCCGGCUUGAAACUCUCAAACCACCUCCGCUUGGUGAUUCUGAUGUUAGAGUCCAAAUGUUAGCAGCACCUAUCAAUCCCUCAGAUAUCAACAUGGUUCAAGGUACCUAUCCAAUUCUCCCCAAUCUUCCAGCAGUUGGAGGAAAUGAAGGAGUAGGACAAGUUCUGGAAGUAGGCAGUAAAGUAACUGAUCUGAAGCCAGGAGACUGGGUAAUACCAUCUGAUGCAGGGCUGGGAACCUGGAGAACAGAAACAGUGGACAAUAUGAAUCGUUUUAGUAAAGUUCCAAAUAACCUGCCCCUUCUGUGUGCUGCUACCUUGGGUGUCAACACAUGUACUGCCUAUAGAAUGUUGUAUGACUUUGCGACAUUGAAGCCUGGUGACUCUGUGAUACAGAAUGCUGCAAAUAGUGGUGUUGGCCAAGCAGCAAUUCAGAUAGCCAAAGCUAUGGGAUUGACGACCAUUAAUGUUGUCAGAGACAGACCAGACUUGCAGCAGUUGACAGACAGAAUGAAAUCAAUGGGAGCUCACUAUGUAAUUACAGAGGAGGCACUCAGGAAACCAGACAUGGAAGAUUUAUUCAAGAAAGUCCCAAGACCACAUCUAGCAUUGAAUGGUGUUGGAGGCAAAAGUGCUACAGAGAUCUUGCGGCAUUUAGUGAAAGGAGGGACUUUGGUAACAUAUGGUGGAAUGGCAAAACAACCAAUCACAGUUCCAGCAAGUGCGCUUAUUUUCAAAAACGUUAAAAUCCAGGGAUUCUGGAUGACACGGUGGAAACAAGAUCAUGGGCAUGACUUGGUACAGGAAAUGAUCUCUGUGCUGUGUGACUUCAUCCAAGCAGGGAAGCUGAGGGCACCAGUUUGCACGAAGGUUAAAUUCCAGGACUAUCCAACUGCUCUCAAAGCUGCAACAACACCAUUUAUAUCCAGCAAGCAAAUCUUAAUUAUGUGACUUAUUUAAAACUGUAAGCAAUCUAUAAGCAUUUACAAAAUAUGAUAUUCUCUUCAGAUAGACAGUUUU
This is a messenger RNA of Chiloscyllium plagiosum (whitespotted bambooshark), 1197 nucleotides long. RefSeq names its product mitochondrial trans-2-enoyl-CoA reductase (gene mecr). Gene Ontology annotation, biological process: fatty acid metabolic process. Gene Ontology annotation, molecular function: oxidoreductase activity. Lineage: Eukaryota; Metazoa; Chordata; Chondrichthyes; Orectolobiformes; Hemiscylliidae. Gene Ontology annotation, cellular component: mitochondrion. The record is from RefSeq and is a predicted model, not a curated record.